UUUUAUUGUGUUUUAAUAAAAUUCUAAAACUCUUUACUGAAUUAAAAUUCUUAUGAAAAAAAUUUUCUUGCAGAACGGUCGGAGGCAACAUUAUCAUCUGGGAAGACGCUUCAGGGAAAUUUAUAAAGACUUCUUCACAACCAAACCAACAGAGGUCGAUGCGUUAAGCAAUAGGAAUCCGAGAUGCCUGAGUAGUGCUGAAUCCAAUUUCGCUUCCUUUUUUUCCCCAAAGCCAAGAUGGCAAUUCGAAGAAGGCUUAUCCUGGCAACCCAUACCCAUAAUUUCCAUUCCUUUUGUUUUAGACGAGUACAUAGGUAAUCCAGAAGAGUGUCCCGCAUUUCAGAAAGCCUUGAUUAAACAACUAAAUACUCCGUCUAAUAAAGCAUUCAAUGCGAAGCAUAAAGAUCUCUAUGAUUAUUUGUCGAGACACAGUGGAGCAAAAAUAGAUAAUUAUCUUAAUGUUAAAGAUCUUUAUGAAACUUUGUAUAUCGAAGAAAAAUACAAAAUGAUUAUUCCUGAUUGGCUUAGUUCAGUUUUAGAUGAAGUGAGGCAUGUAUAUAAUAACGUGUUUGUUCAUGCAUUUAACUCAACUGAAAUUCAACGUCUUCGAGCCGGUCCAUUACUCGGAAUUAUUAAUAAUAUGUUCGAGGAGAAAAUGAAUGGUACUCUUCCUGAGCUGAAAUUUCGAACAUAUUCUGCACACGAUGAUAAUAUUGCCGUGGUUCUGGCUGCUUUAGACCUUCUUACGAAUCGAAUGAUACCAUAUUGUUCGACUCUCAUCUUUGAACUCUACACUGGACCACAAGACGAUCCUUACAUUAGACUUCUCUUUAUGAAUACACUUAAUUAUGAUAAGUACGAUCAAGUUCCAGAAAUUUUGACGUUGCCUGGAUGUCAGGAAUAUUGUCCAUACACAAAGUAUCUAGAAAUCACACAACCAUUUGCACACCUUAACUUUGAUAAUGAAUGCCAAAUUGAAUCCUAAUGAAACACCUCAAAGAUUUGUGACUAUUUAACUCGAAUUUGCAUCAAGCGCUGAAGAAAUCAGGAAAAGCAUACCUGUACCUUUAUUUAUUUACAUGCAUUAAUUAUUGCUGCAUUAGCAUAUUUAUUGCAAUAAAUAUUUACCGUAACAAUGUAGAAAAACUAAAUUAUUUUCCAAAAGUC
This is a messenger RNA of Parasteatoda tepidariorum (common house spider), 1167 nucleotides long. RefSeq names its product lysosomal acid phosphatase. The record is from RefSeq and is a predicted model, not a curated record. Gene Ontology annotation, molecular function: phosphatase activity. Lineage: Eukaryota; Metazoa; Arthropoda; Arachnida; Araneae; Theridiidae. Gene Ontology annotation, biological process: dephosphorylation.